Molecule: messenger RNA, 1804 nt
Organism: Macrobrachium nipponense
Lineage: Eukaryota; Metazoa; Arthropoda; Malacostraca; Decapoda; Palaemonidae
Product: sperm-associated antigen 1-like
Exons: 8
Coding region: 774-1412 (212 amino acids)
Cellular component (GO): cytosol; mitochondrion
Molecular function (GO): heat shock protein binding
Source: RefSeq, a predicted model, not a curated record
CACGACGUUCUAGACCAGCAAUGUUUUGCUAUACUGUUAGCACUAGUUGUCUGGUAAACCUAAGCUCGCCCAGACGAAAUUACUUUUAAGUGUGGAAUUAGCUGUCAAAAUUACGAGCAGGGCCCCUGGGGGUUAGAAUACAAAAUAAGCUAGAAAAGGAAAAUACUGGAACGCUACUGCACAGAGUGAAACAGGAGAAGAAAAUUCAAUACCAUUUCUUCACGGAGGUAUCGAAUCCCUGGUCGGCUCCUGAUUGUUUCAGGAGACCAGGACAGGGAGGUGGAAGAAGAAGAUGACCAGGGAAAUACCAACCUAUAUGGAUUUGGGGGCCAAGGUCACGCCCAUGGGCCAGGCCAUCGCCAGGCCCGUCGAGAAAAUGUGAACAUAAUGCCCGGCUGGAUCGCAUUCAUCCCCUUCCUUUUGAUGUACGGCACCGUCGUCCUCGGGUGGAUAAUGAAGAGGACCCUCAGGGCACGCGCUACCGACGAAGCUCAGGGUACACAAGAGAACCGGGAACAGGAUAACGCAGAGGAUCAGGGAAACAAAAAGAAAACGGAGUGAAUAAGAAAACGGGAUAUACUUUAGGGGAGACUGCUGUGUGUGCUUUGGUGGGAAUUUUGAUGUGAUUUUUGCCAUCAUUAUUUUUUAGUUAUAGUUGAUUCGUGCCCUUUUUUUUCCUCGUGGAAUAAACGAACUUAAUAAAUCUACCCAACUUUUUUAUAUAUAUGUCGAAGUAUUUUGUUGCUGGGAAUCUAUAAACGAAAAUUACAGUGAUGCCUUUCCAAGAUGAAACUUCGUUGUUACAAAGAUUCGAUCUAAAGGUCGAGCACUUGGAUUACAGCUACGUGAGAGACUGCAGCGACGAAAGGACGCUGGAGAGGAUUAUCAGAGUCCUUAGAUCAGGCCAGGAGGGAUCCUAUCCAGACUUGCUGAGGUUUACGGAAGAUCGCCUGGCAUCUCUACAUCCGGAGAGUCGAGUGCUGAUUGCAGACAAGCCAGCUGCCAGAGUGUCAGAUCUUCCCUUAAACGAACUCGACGCCAUUCGAGAGGAUCUAAAGCAGUGGACUCUGGACAUCAAAGAAAGAGAAGAAGAACUUACCCGCUACGAGGUCAUACGAGCACCCGUGCCCCCAGUCCGGAAUGCCCAAGGAGACAAACCUCCAGCCGCCAUCUCCGAAGGGGAGGCGACCAAACCGCACCAGCUCUCGAGCGAAGAAAGAGACUCCUUACUUGCAACAGGUGACGAAUACCUCCGGCGUGGCAACAUCCUCCAGGCGUCGCUGCAGUUCCAGAAGGUCUUGGCCAGCGAGCCCUUCAACCAGGAGGCCCUGAAGGGCAUGGAGUCCAUCCACGACAGUCCGAAGACGGCUCCGAAGGGCGGCAGGAAGAUAGUCAUCGAGGAGAUACUUUGAAAUGGCGCAGCCAGUGUCCGCCAUUUUUGCCUAGUUGGUAUAUUGACUCUGAAAGAUAAAUAUUUUAAAAAAUUCACAUCCAGAAUAAAUAUGAAUAAACGCUCAUGCAGUUUAAGAAAGGGUUCACAAAAAGGAAAAGGAAUAAAGUGGGAAAAUAAUAUCCAGUUAAUAUUCCACCAAAGGGGAUUUAUAUACGAACAUAAUUUCUGAAUGAUAUAACGCCUUGUUAGUUAUGUAUUGUAGGUCAUUGUCACUUUUAAAGAAAUAGUAUAUUUGGAAAAUAAUAGUAUUUUUUUCGUUUUUCGUUUGUUGAAGGCUGCGCUGUAGUUGAAUGUUGAAUGUAAUAUAUUUGGCAAUUUAUAAUUUAUCUGUAAAAUAAUAUCGUAGAUAAA